This is a messenger RNA of Staurois parvus, 772 nucleotides long. The record is from the annotation of a GenBank genome assembly. NCBI's taxonomy places the organism in Eukaryota, Metazoa, Chordata, Amphibia, Anura, Ranidae.
CUUCUAGUGACGUGCCAUCAUGGCGGCCACCUGUCCAGAUGGGGGCAUGAGACAGCUGUAAAGGUGACAGAGGGGCCCCAUGGAGGAAGACAGGUCAGCAGAUGCAGGACGCGGGUACCCUGUGUUCCCAGAGAGACAGAGCUGGGAGAACAAGAGGGAGGCACACAGCCCAGCCAUGUCCAGGUGUCACAAGAUGCUGGAUUUUACCUUGGAGACAAGUCCAUAUGCCAAGUUACUUUUAGAUGCCAUGAAACAAUCUGGCUGCGCAGUUUCCAAGGACAGACAUUUUGCUUGUGAAGACUGCCAAGGGUCAGUAAGUGGAGGUUUUGAUGCAGAGACUUCUGAAAUUGUGUUGUGUCAGAAUAAUAUACACAGCCAAGCCCAUAUGAACAGAGUGGUUACACAUGAGUUGAUUCAUGCUUUUGAUCACUGUCGUGCUCAUGUUGACUGGUUUAACAAUGUACGGCACUUAGCCUGCUCAGAGAUCAGAGCUGCCAACCUUAGUGGAGACUGUUCCAUAGGCAAUGAGAUUAGUCGAUUCAAUUUUGGAUUUAAACAGCAUCAUCAGGCUUGUAUCAGAGAUCGAGCUCUUCGUUCCAUACUGGCCGUAAGAAACAUCAGCCUAGAGGCAGCAGAGCAGGCCGUGGAUGAAGUGUUUACCUCAUGUUUUAAGGAUCACGAACCAUUUGGCCGAAUCCCCCAUUGUAAAAAUGAUGCAGAUAUGGCAUACAGAGAUUUUAAAAAAAGGAGCAGAUAUUCUUCAGACAUAUGA